GGUGGUGGGUGAAGCGUAGGACAGGAGGCACGUGGGAAGACCUCAGGCAAUGCGACGACGCGACAGACGACUACUUCCAGGAUAAGCUUCGAAUGUCGCCGCGAGUGUUCAGGGAAAUUGCGGAGGCGUGUGCACCUCAUCUUCAGCGGCGGGUCACGUUCUACGGGGAGCCUUUGCAGCCAGACCAGAUUUUGGCGUACGCGCUGUACAGGUGGGCUUCAGGAGAGACAUACGAGAGCAGCACGUGCAACUUCGGGAUUGGCCGGGCUUCUGGGUUGAUUGCCAUCCGCGACGUUACUGCCGCGCUACUAAGAGUGUUCGGAGAGAAGAUUUUGUGGCUGACAGGACUUCGUAAACUCGUCGUUCUGCGGGCAUUUGCUGAUAAAGGGUUCCCCAACUGCCACGGCUGCAUUGAUUGCACUCACGUGUACGUUGACAAGCCGGCGAACGCUCCUAGCGAAAACUACUACGAUAGGAAGCGUCGCUUCUCCAUCGUCGCGAAGGUUGUCGUCGACCUGGACUUGCGUGUGUUCGACGUGCACAUGGGAUACCCAGGUAGCUGCCAUGACAUCAGAGUGCUGCAGUUGUCCAGCCUGUCGCUGCGCGCAGAGGAGGGGUCGUUGUUCCGUGGUCCCCCCGUGACACUGCCGUUCGGUGUGAAGACAAACGGGUACGUUCUGGCGGACAAUGGGUACCCCCCUUCCGAAUGGAUGGUCGUUCCGUAUGGAGGCAUCAAUCAGCACGUCGACGAGGAACGGUUCGACAACAAACAGAAGGUGGCGAGGGGAGCGGUGGAGAGGGCGUUCGGCAGGCUGAAGGGCAUGUGGCGGCUGUUUCUGCGGACACACAAGACAAAUCUGGACACGCUCCCGCAACAAUUCACCGUCGUAUGCAUACUGUACAACAUGCUGAUCGACGCAGGAAUCCCCUUCAACGAUAAUCUGCUGUGGGAGGUCGACGCCAAUGGUGUGCGACGACGUGUGGACCUGGGGAUCGAACAGCCCCUCCAGCCUAUUUCGAAGUUGACGUCGACAGACGAAGCGUUGGUGCUGAGGGAUGCUUUGGCGGAAAGAUUGAAACACGAGUGAGUCGUGUUUCAUUUGUGGACGACAGCGCGUGGAAGUGCUUUCAUUGCAGCAAUGGGCGGAGGGCAGAUUCCGUCCUGCCUUAAUUGGGUCG
Molecule: messenger RNA, 1179 nt
Organism: Chara braunii
Lineage: Eukaryota; Viridiplantae; Streptophyta; Charophyceae; Charales; Characeae
Source: the annotation of a GenBank genome assembly